This is a messenger RNA of Mytilinidion resinicola, 909 nucleotides long. Its product is annotated as cytochrome P450. Gene Ontology annotation, molecular function: iron ion binding; monooxygenase activity; oxidoreductase activity, acting on paired donors, with incorporation or reduction of molecular oxygen. Lineage: Eukaryota; Fungi; Ascomycota; Dothideomycetes; Mytilinidiales; Mytilinidiaceae. The coding region runs from base 1 to 909 and encodes 302 amino acids. The transcript is spliced from 2 exons. The record is from RefSeq and is a predicted model, not a curated record.
AUGGGGAUGCUGAAUGUGCUCGGGAAGAACGUGAGCUCGGUGCAGGGCGCGGAGUGCCAGCGCCAGCGCAGAAUCGUGACGAUUCCGUUCAAUGAGCAGAACAAUCGGAUUGCUUUUGAUGAGGCGCUAAGACAGGGUGAGGGGAUGAUUGGGCAUUGGAUGUCGCGACCUGGGAAUAUUACGGAGGAUGUGCUGGAGGACUGGAAGACUUUUACGUUGAAUGUGCUCGCUGGUGCUGGAUUUGGCAGAUCGGCGCCUUUUGCUAGCUUUAACAAGCAGCAGAGAACUACGGAUAAUGGCUUCGCAAGGAACAAUAGGGAUGACCUAUCGACGAUAUUGGAUUACAUUUUCCUGAUCUUAGUGUUGGGUCCGAAAUUGCUCACUGCCCCAUGUAUGCCCAGAGCCGCUUCUAGGAUCGGAUACGCCGUUGCAGAUUUUAAGAAGUAUGUCAGCAACAUCGUAUCUGAAGAAAAGAGUUUGAUAAGGCAGGGAAAGUCGUCUGCUUCAAGCCUGGUCGCUUCCCUCAUUCGAGCCUCCGAGCAGGCUGGCACCAAAGAGGGCACCAAAGCGGCGCUCUCCCAGAGUGAGAUAUUUGGGAAUAUAUUCAUCUUUCACUUUGCAGGGUACGACACGACCGCCUUGUCACUAUCGACGGCUUUUGUGUUUCUUGCAGCGUGUCCUGAUGUUAAAGACUGGAUUUCGGAAGAGAUCCGCCAUUACGAAACACUCCGCCUCUACAACCCGACCCUCGGCAUCCUCAAAAUGUCUACGCUCACCACCCCCACCACCCUCACAAUCAACAACCUUCCCUACACGCUUCCCCUAGAAACAAUCUUCGAUGUCAACUCCAUGGCCCUAGCAACGCACCCACGCUACUGGGGCGCCGACUCCCUCGCGUGGAACCCAUAG